Molecule: messenger RNA, 3765 nt
Organism: Talaromyces stipitatus ATCC 10500
Lineage: Eukaryota; Fungi; Ascomycota; Eurotiomycetes; Eurotiales; Trichocomaceae
Product: translation regulator (Cya5), putative
Exons: 2
Coding region: 1-3765 (1254 amino acids)
Molecular function (GO): protein binding
Source: RefSeq, a predicted model, not a curated record
AUGCUUGAACGAGCAGUAGGAUGUCUCGAGUUUGCCGGACAAGGCGUGCUACAAAAGUACUUGACUGUCUUUCGCAGCCAAAAGUCUCUUGACCCCAAUUUCUGGAAAUGUCAAAUCUCUGACACCGAUGUGCGCCUCUGGCAAUCCGGACUACACCAUGAAGCUAAAAACGGUCGACCGGCCCCUAUCUCAACUCAAGCUUCGCCUGACUUUUUCCUCGACUUUCUCUAUCCUCGCAGGUGUCUUGUGAGCGCCGCCGCAUGGGUUUCAAAGCACAAAAAAGGGCAUUUGAAUAUACAGAAAAGACGCCGUGUUUAUAAUUUUAUGAGAAGUUACUGUCAGACGUCACGCUCACGCAGCCACUGUGCUUCCGACAGAGCCUCUCGUGUCAACAUUCCACGAACCCCGAGACGGACACAUGCUACCGCAGCCUCAUCCUAUGUACCUAGUAUAGAAAACAUCGGUCCGAGUACAGUGCCACGGACCAGGUUACAUCGAGACUACGAUCGGGCAUGGGUACUAUGGGAGACGGGCGACCAGGAGCGGAAAUCAAGAUCACAACUCAUGGCUUAUUUUUCGACGUCGGACAGGUCUCUCGAUGUUGAGCGAGCUAUAAGCCUGCUCGAAGGCAUUAAUGUGAAUGAACGCCGCGCGAAUGACUAUGAGAACAUGAUUCAGCCUCUACUCGGAGCAGGCCACCUGCCUGCAGUUGAACGCUUAUGUGACGACGCUGUCUCGAAGGGUGUCAAGAUAGACGUGUGGUCUUUGGCCACUAAAAUUGCUAUUCGGCACUCGAAAUGGCCAGAAUUAUCACAUAUAUGGAAUAAAAAGCAUGAGGGGAUCUCUCAAGCGUUGCCAUCCAUCCUAGCUUCGCUUCGUGACCUACCGGGUCUUCUCAAUUUGUUCCUCGAUUACCUGCAGGAGACUUCAACGUCAUCUACCGACUUGCAAUUGGCUUCAGAUAUUCUUGGUUUCGUUUUUAGGUCGGACAAAAUCAUGCGAGACAUUAUCGUGGAGAGUGCAUUGUCUUUAACGCGAAAAUCAGCCAACCUAGGCUUUCUUCAACAAAGCCACUAUGAAACUGCCAUUCAAACUCUGCUCAAAAUUGGGACACGCCCCUCCAGAGUUUUAUCUAUGAUUCUUUAUCGGAAUUUCCGGUGGCAUCUGAGUUCGUGCAGACCAACUAAAACGCUCAUUCACCAAUUGUUGGAAAUGCUCGCCGCAAUGAAAACUCGUUACGGAGUUCAGUUUCUUCUUGAUGAAUUCGCACAUUUCUUUAAGCAGCCAUCGAUAGGAGCGUACAAUUUUGCGCUCCUCGCCUUUUCUCGAUCAGGUGAUGUAGCAAAGACACAAGAAACCUUCGACGAGAUGGUAGAGCUAUACGGAAUUUCCACUAAGAACCCCAAUGUUCCGCACAAGACACCGCGGACGCCGAGAUGGGUUGGAGCGCUUAUCCAUGCUCACGCAAGAUUGGGUGAUUAUCCGUCAGCGGAACAAGAGUUUCAUAAAAUUGCGCACGUCUAUAAAGUACACCAAAGUCGACAGUGCUGGAAUGCACUCAUCUCAGCUCAUGCCAACGCUCGUAAUUCUUAUGGGGCCUUCAGAGUUUGGAGGCGAAUGAAUCGCAAAGGUAUGAAACCAGACUGGUACACCUAUGGGACAUUGAUGGGUAUGUGUGCUAGGUUGGGUGAUAUUGAGAAUACGAUAGAGUUGUGCCAGAUGGCGGAAAAACGGCCAGGCAAGAUGCCUGCAGCUUUGAUGGAUACGGUUGUCGAAGCCUAUUGCCGCAACCAACGCUUUCAGGAAGCGGAACAGAUGGCAGAAAGGUGUCUGGCUUUGUCUCUGGAUGGUUCGCGCACCCGAAUGUGGAACGUCUUGCUAUGGUCUCACGCCUUUCGAGCAGAUCUCGACUCUGUCUCUCGAAUCCAGAAUCGAAUGAAGGAAGCAGGGAUAGAGUUUGAUGAAAUGACUUAUGCUGCUAUGAUGCUCUGCUUUGUGGUUAUCGGACAACCAGAUUCAGCUCGGCGUCUCCUUCGAGGCUUACAGCGCGGUCGACGUAUCCAGGCUUCCGAAUUUCAUUAUACGAUAGUCCUUUAUGGCUAUGUUAAACAAGGGAAUAGAGAUAUGAUCUAUCUCAUCAAUAAGGAAAUGGAGCAGAGAUUUAAAAAUCCUAGCAUGAGCGCUCGUAUCUUGAUGUUGAGGGCCACCCUCCAAAGAGAUACCUUUGUACUACCUUCUCAGGCAGAUGGUCUGGGAGACUCGGGAUAUCGUUUGGCAUUAACCGAGGAUCUUCUUUACAAGGCCGUGUUCGAUUUUGAUCGACGGCAAUUCGCCAACAAAUACCCUCGCCCAGGAACCAGCAGCUUACCGGUACAUGAGGCCUUCCCUUCACUGCUCUACGAGCCAGUGCUGCAAGCUUAUAGCACAGAAGGAAUGCACCGCCGGACGCAACAGUUGCUCAAAGAGUAUGCAAAGGAUGUCGAAUCUGCCAUGGCUUCAGACAAACGCAUUGUCGCGCCGUCUUUGCGCUUCUUGUCCGUGUUAAUGGAAGUGUACUCACAGGCUGAAAAUUUCGAAACGGUGCAAAAGUGCUGGGAACUAGCCUUGGAAAGAGCGGGAAGAAUGCUGAUAAGAUCCCCUGUCUCGCCAGUUCUGACACCUAGACCGGGCGAUGCGCCAAUUCCUAGGGGCAAUAUCUCCCUGCCUGGGCUUCCGUCCCUGUCGAUUUCUGACUCAGGGUCCCAAUCAGCUUCUAAUGACCGCAGAGAUUCUCCAGAUAAAGAGUCACACACCACAGAAGCUCCGACACCUGAAUCUACCGACAAGCAUGUCAGGACUCCACGUUACCCUUCAGAAGAAUCUAUUAUUCCAUCACAACGGUACAUUCUGUCGCGACACUUUACCAUAUAUAUGGGAAUGGUGGGAAAAGCUGGUCAAAGUUCGAAGUUGCCCGAAUUGGUUGGCGACUAUCAAAAACGUGGAUUCCUCAUGUCAUCUCAAAAUUGGCUCAUGUAUGUGCGGACUCUUGCCACGUCGAAUAGCGCGCCUGAUCAGCUCGAAGCUUUCUCUACUUUCGAGCGUAUUUUCAUGCCUCACUUUCCAGGUUGGCGUCUGCUGGCUCGAGGAACUCAAUUGAGACCCCCAGGCGUUCCUAGCACAAUUGAUCUGAUGGACAGACGCCCAAUAGGCAAAGACACGGAACAUCUUGGGAAGAAAGGUAGCCGAUUGUGGACAAAAUUAACUCCCACGUGGAUGCAUCCUACAUACAAUGUCAUGAUCUAUCUUGCGGCGACAUUGAAGGACUUCAGGGAGAGGAGUCUUACCGAAGGCAGAGAGCAAUUAGACACUCUUUCUUCGGUAGCACCGCGGACCCUGGAAGCUAUUGCGAUGAUGCCACAUUUGCGCGAGAAAUACCAAGGUGUCCUCCUGCGGAACCAAGUUGAGCAAGGCGAUCUUAGCCCUUGGCAACGUCGAAAAUAUGUGUGGACUGGUGGAGUCCUUGGUGUAGGUGGGAAGAAACGUGCAGCAGAACUUGUUGAAGAAAUCGACACGCUUUCCGAAGAAUCUGAAUUUGAAUAUGACUCGAGUGAGAUUCUCGACAUUGAUGGAGGCGAGCCCGAGGAGCACAUGGAAACUACAGAACCCACGAUUUCACCCCAAGAUGAGCACGACAUUGAAGUGGAAACUCUCAUUCAGUCCAGACGUCGUGAACUGCGCACUGAUCCUCUUCGAGAAGAAGAGCUUUCGGACAGAGGGAGUUCAUGA